AUGUCUAGAAGAGGUUGUUGUUUGUCGUCCACGGAGAUUCUGCUCAUAACACUGGUUGUUGUGCUGUUUGUGGUUUGCGUGGGACUAAUUGUUGUAACUUGGCUCGCACUAGACAACAAAGCUAUAGAUGGUGAAGGAGAGGAAACCGGCUCAGAGUUCACUGGGAGACUUGUCAUCACUAAUGGAACGGUUUUCACAGAGGAGCUCCUGAACAAAAACAGCGCACAGUUUAAAGCUCUGGCAUAUGACACUGAGCAGAAGAUCAGUGAAGCCUACAGUCUUACUUCCCUUAAGGAGCAGUUCAGAAGUUCCAAGGUCAAUGAAUUCAGCGAAGGCAGUGUGGUUGUGCACUUUGACGUCCUCUUCCGUGGUGUUGUAGAUUCUGAGACGGCGCAGGAGCAGUUAGUAGAUGGUUUACAGCGGGGUGAAAUUGGAAAUGAUGGACUCGUAAUUGACAUCAGCAGUGUGCAGGUCUCAGAUAAACCAACUUCAACCCAGAGAUCAGUCUUGCAUCGUCUGUCAGUCACUCCAGUGAAUUGUCCAGAUGGACAGAAGGCAUGUGCUGAUGGUACAUCAUGUAUUUCUCAAACUGACUUCUGUGAUGGAAUACAAAACUGUUCUGAUGGCUCAGAUGAGAAUCAGAGUGUCUGUGCAUCAAUGUGUGAUGGCCAGUUUCUCCUGCUUGGUUCGACUGGAUCCUUCCACUCUAAAAACUUCCCAGAGGUCUAUGACAGUCCCACAGCCUGCCGUUGGAUUAUUCGAGUGACUGAGGGCUUGGCCAUAAAAAUAGUCUUUCCCACUUUCCAUACGGAACAAGAUAUUGACGUUCUGGAGCUAUAUGAGGGCACCGGCCCUAUGAAAACAUUGACAUACACUCUCACAGGAACGUCACCAGGGGACAUCUGGCUAGUAUCUCAUGAAGCCACUGUUGAAUUUAACGCAGACUACAUCAAUAACUUUCAAGGCUUCAAUGCUACUUACACGGCAGAGAACAUCAGUGAGCUCUCUAAUGAGGACAAGAUAAGCUGUUCGUUUGAAGAGGACUUGUGUCUCUGGAGGCAAGAAUUUGAUGACAAUGGCGACUGGAUUCGAGCACAAGGCGCUACUCCUCCACCAGACACUGGCCCGAGCUUUGAUCACACAAUGGGCAACAACCAAUCAGGGUACUACAUUGUGACACCUCGGGCUCCUGGAAGUUGGGAUAAAAAAUUCCGUAUCUACAGUCUUCCUCUGAGUCCUGUAAAGGAAUCUGCAAUGUGUCUGCAAUUCUGGUACCAUAUGUUCGGGGAGGAGGUCUGGCGUCUGACGGUCACAACAGAGGAACGCUCAUCCGUCACGGUCCUCUUCCGGAAAGAAGGGAACUAUGGUGACAACUGGAACUAUGCUCAAGCCGCACUAAACAUCACUGCAGAUGCUGUGGUGGUAUUUGAAGCGCAGAAGAAGGCGGGAUUUCUGAAUGAUAUCGCCCUGGAUGACAUCAGCAUAGUUCCUGGUUCCUGCGGAGAGGCCCCUCCUGACCCAACCCCUGUCCCGCCUCCCACCACCCCCCCUCCCAUACCAGUGGAUUGUGGGGGACCAUUUGAUCUGUAUGAGUCAAACUCAACAUUCAGUUCUCCAAACUACCCCAAUGGCUAUGGACACAAUGCUUUGUGUAUGUGGACUUUACAUGCUAAGGAAGGACAGAAUAUACAAUUACAUUUUCAAGACGUUGCUUUAGAGAUGGAUAAUGACAUUUUGGAAAUUCGUGAUGGAGUGGAGCCAAAUUCAGAGUUGCUAGGUGUCCUAACUGGUGAUCGUUCCUUCCCGGAUCUCUUUUCCACAACCUCUCGGGUGACCAUCAUGCUUUCCACAGACUCCUCUAGGAAUGACAGAGGCUUUCUAGCCAACUUUAGCACAGGCCUUAACAUUGGCCAACCAGAUCCUUGUCCAACUGGACAGUUUCAAUGCGGCACAGGAGUGUGUGUGUCUAAUGCCGGUGUGUGUGACGGUGUAGAAAACUGCUCCGAUGGCUCCGAUGAAGGCGACUGUGUGCAUUUAAUAAAAGCUAAUGUCACUGGAACUGAACGGCUGAGACUUCAGGUCCAGAAUGAUCUUUACACGGUAUGUGCUGAAGACUGGACCUCUCAGCUAUCUGACUUCUUCUGCCGCUACUUGGGCCACAGGUCAGGAAAAGCCUCAUUUUCCAUCACUAUGGAUGAAGAUAGUCCGUUUACUACUGUAAGUGUGAAUGCUAAUGGCUCACUGGAUCUGAAACCCAGUGACGCAUGUCUCAGUGAGAAGAUCGUGUCGCUGCAUUGUAACAAUCAACCAUGUGGCGUUCGUAAAGUACCUGAGACCGAUGUGGAAAUGGACAGAGAGCAAGCAGGCAGAGUGGUGGGAGGACAGGACUCCCAGGAAGGGUCGUGGCCAUGGAUAGUGUCUCUGAACUGGCUCGGCCGCCAUGUUUGCGGGGCCAGUUUGAUUGACAGGGAAUGGUUGAUAACAGCGGCACACUGUGUUCAUGGAAAGAAUGUUCACCUGUCAAACUGGGCAGCUGUGUUGGGUCUUCACUCUCAGUUUGGGACGGAUAACCCCAACAAACAAGUCCAUUUAAUAGAUCAGAUUAUCAUGCACAAGCGCUAUAACAGGGUAACAAAGGAGUCUGACUUUGCCCUAAUGCAUUUACAGACACCCGUCAACUACACUGAUUACAUUCAGCCCAUCUGCCUUCCAGCUCCUGGAGCACAGAUUGAAGAAGAGAGAAAGUGUUUUAUUGCUGGUUGGGGAUUGCUGUCUGAAAAUGGCAACGUAGCUAAUGUGUUACAGGAAGCUGUUGUGCCUCUUUUAAGCAACACACAGUGUCAGGAGUGGCUGCCUGAGUACAACAUUACAGACCGCAUGCUGUGUGCUGGGUAUGCCGAGGGUGCGGUGGACUCCUGUAAGGGGGAUUCUGGAGGCCCGCUGAUGUGUGAAGAGGCUGGCCGAUGGGUUCUUGUGGGGGCGACAUCUUUUGGUAUCGGCUGUGGACGACCCCAGCGGCCUGGAGCUUAUGCUCGAGUCAGUCAGUUUGUUGACUGGGUAGCAGAGAACCGACGGCUCUAUUCAGACUGGAAGGGGUUGUAAUAAUUUAGUAUGCAGUGAU
Molecule: messenger RNA, 3121 nt
Organism: Rhinichthys klamathensis goyatoka
Lineage: Eukaryota; Metazoa; Chordata; Actinopteri; Cypriniformes; Leuciscidae
Gene: tmprss15
Product: transmembrane serine protease 15
Exons: 25
Coding region: 1-3102 (1033 amino acids)
Biological process (GO): acrosome reaction; proteolysis
Cellular component (GO): membrane
Molecular function (GO): serine-type endopeptidase activity; protein binding
Source: RefSeq, a predicted model, not a curated record